AGAAUAAACAUUUAAUAGAGACGCCACAUAAAGUAGAUGUGGUGUUAGUCAAUGAAUAGGAAAGAAGAUAGAAGUGGUAGACUGCAAACAGUCUUCUUAUCUUUUUUCAAUAUACAAACAAUGAACGUUGAAGUUGAUAAACUAAAAUCUAAGGUAUUCUGGCAAUCUGUUGGUGCCGAAGCCGUCGGAACUUUUAUUUUGGUAUUUGUUGGCUGCGGGAGUUGUUUAACAAAUGAAGGAAGUCCGAUAUUAAGGAUUUCCUUAACUUUUGGAUUAGUUCUGGCGGCAAUUAUCUACGCAAUUGGGCCAGUUAGUGGUGCUCACGUAAAUCCCACAGUGACUAUUGGAAUGGCAGUUUGUAGGAGAAUAAGUAUAAUUAAAGCUGUUUUUUAUAUAGUGGCUCAGUGCCUUGGAGGGAUAGUGGGUGCGGCUAUACUUUAUGGCCUGACACCCUCUAAUUUGAAACCAACGCUUUUGGGUACGACUUCUCCAGCUCCAAAUGUCACAGAUGGACAAGCCUUCGGAAUAGAAUUAUUUAUUAGUAGUAUUUUUUCUUUUUCCGUAUUUUCAACAACAGAUCCUAUACAUAACGAUGGUUCUAGUCCCUUCGUAGUCGGUAUUGUAGUCGCUGCUAUACAUAUGUACGCUGUUCCAUUAACUGGUUCUAGUCUGAAUGCAGCUAGAUCUUUUGGUCCAGCUUUAAUCUCAGGAAUUUGGAAGAGUCAUUGGAUAUAUUGGUUUUCGACAAUUUUAGGAGGUGUAGUCGGCGGUGUACUUUACGAUCAAGCUUUCUCAUCUAGAUCAUCGUUAAGAAGAGUAAGAAAAACAUUUAUGGGUACAAAGACGCGUCGCGAACCCAAUCUAGAUGAUUCAAUAGAUGAUAGAGAUAUAGAUUCCUAUGAUGAAAAAUCAUUUUUAAAGGAGAAAACUAAAACUGAAAGAAAUUUACCAACAGUUGCUGAAGUUGACGAAGUUGAUGAGGCAAUUGAAGAAGAGCAGCUACAACCAUAG
Dimorphilus gyrociliatus is the source of this 1011-nucleotide messenger RNA. The record is from the annotation of a GenBank genome assembly. NCBI's taxonomy places the organism in Eukaryota, Metazoa, Annelida, Polychaeta, Dinophilidae.